UCUCGCCCCCUCCCCUUUCCCUUCCCUUCCUUCUUCCCUUUGCAAUAUUAGCCGCGGAGAUCUCCGGAGUUUCUUGCGCGCGUGUGGAAGGUCACAGGUUGUUUGUCUUGGAGGAAGCUAAGAGGAAUUCAUUUUGAAAUAAACAAGAUUACUGAUAUCAACAAUGUCAUCUCGACCAUUUGAAAGUCCUCCUCCAUACAGGCCAGAUGAAUUCAAGCCAUCUCAUUAUGCACCCAGCAAUGACUUGUACAAUGGAGAGAUGAAUGUUCGACCAAUGCUUUCUCAGCCAGCCUACUCUUACUAUCCAGAGGAUGAAAUACUUCAUUUUUACAAGUGGACUUCCCCUCCAGGAGUGAUAAGGAUUUUGUCCGUGAUCAUAAUUGUGAUGUGCAUUGCCAUCUUUGCCUGUGUGGCUUCCACACUUGCCUGGGACAGUGGCUACGGAAGCCCCUUUCUGGGAGGUGGUAUGGGCUACCCUUAUGGAGGAAGUAGUGGCUUUGGAAGCUUUGGUAGUGCCUAUGGAUAUGGCUACAACUAUGGUUAUGGAGGAACUUACACUGACCCAAGGGCUGCAAAAGGCUUCUUACUGGCUAUGACGGCAUUCUCAUUCAUUGCUUCAUUGGUGAUUUUUGUGACCAGUGUUAUGAGAUCAGGAAUAUCCAGAUCAAGAACAUAUUUCUUAGUGGUGAUCAUCAUCAGCGCCAUCCUAGGCAUUAUGGUAUUCAUUGCUACCAUUGUCUACAUAAUGGGAGUCAAUCCAACAGCACAAGCUUCUGGGUCAAUGUACGCAGCUCAGAUAUAUGCUCUCUGCAAUCAGUAUUAUUCACCUACAACAACUGGACUCUAUGUGGAUCAAUAUCUCUAUCACUUCUGUGUGGUGGAUCCCCAAGAGGCCAUUGCUAUUGUGCUGGGGUUUCUGGUUAUUGCAGCUUUUGCUUUAAUAAUAUUCUUUGCUGUGAAAACCCGAAGUAAGAUGGGGAGAUAUGACAAAUCCAAUAUUUUAUGGGACAAGGAAAAUGUCUAUGAAGAGCAGCCUCCUAAUGUAGAGGAAUGGGUGAAGAAUGUAUCUGCAGAUGCACAAGAAGUACCCCCAGCUCCCUCUGAUUAUGUGGAUAGAGUUGACAGUUCCAUGGCAUAUUCCUCUUAUGGCAGAAUGAAUGACAAACGGCCGUAUCCAGACUCUUCAUACAAAUCAACACCACCGAUACCAGAAGUGGUUAAAGUGCUUCCAGUGACUUCACCUGUGGAUGAUUUCAGGCAACCUCGGUAUAGCAGCAAUGGUAACUUAGUGAUGUCUACAAAGAAACCUUAUGGGAAAGGAAGGACGUCAAGAAGAGCUGAUCAGGAGUAUUAUGAAACCGACUAUACCACUGGCGGGGAAUCUUGUGAAGAACUGGAUGAGGACUGGGACAGGGAAUAUCCUCCGAUAACUUCAGACCAACAGAGACAGCUUUAUAAGAAGAAUUUUGACACUGGCUUACAGGAAUACAAGAGUUUACAAGCAGAAAUAGAUGAAAUCAACAAAGAGCUCUCCCGCCUGGAUAAAGAGCUAGAUGACUAUCGAGAAGAAAGUGAGGAAUACAUGGCUGCUGCCGAUGAAUAUAAUCGACUAAAGGAAGUGAAAGCGUCUGCAGAUUACAAGAAUAAGAAGAAAUAUUGCAAGCAGCUGAAAAGCAAAUUGUCUCAUAUCAAAAAGAUGGUUGCAAAUUACGAUAGACAAAAAACAUAAUUGGUGACUAGAAAUUUUGAGAAACUUUGGACUGUAUACUUGCCUUUUCUGCAAAUGACUUAACCAAUGUUAUCUGAAGACAAAAUAUCUCUAGUGUUAUAAUCAAUGAGAGGAAUAUCUCUUUGUGGCCUUUAUAGAGUUUUGGUAGCUACAGCUAAGUCAAUUCAAUGGCAUCAGUGUUGAUACCUUAUAAUGCUUUUUGGUAAUUUAGCUUUUCUGACAUUAAGGAUUUUAGUCUUUUAAAUUUGGGUACUUCAAAACUAUGUUUUGAAGCAUUAAACCUUAAUGACUACUUCAUAUGUCACCAGUGCUAUGACUUUUACACUCCAGUGUCCUUUGUCUUCUCAACUGACCGUGUAACCUCAUACAAAAGCUCUCUCUGAAAUAGAGUUGCUAUUGUUCUAGUUCAUACUUUAGGUAAACUCCAUAUAGAGACUCUGAAUAUAUUAAAAAUGAAGUUCUUUUCCUUAAAUAUAGGCCUGUCUACUCUGUAUGCUGCAUUCUAAAUCACAGCCCCACUGAUUUCUUCUGAAUGGCUUGAAAAUUGUUUAUAAGUAAACAAAUUUUCUGAGCUGAUGCUACCUUACCAAAAUCAUGCAAAAUUUAUCAAGUGUAUGAAAUUUUAAAAAUGUAUAUAUUUUACUUUUUUAAUCAGGGCAUUUAGACUCAUAAUGAUGUAGGUUAGAAGUUUUGUCAUGUAUUUUUGAAUGACUGUUGUUCACCUGUGAUGGUUUACAAGUUUUUUUUUUUUUUUGUUUUUUUUUUUUUUAAACAAUUAGAUGGUCUGUAUAAUAAAACAUAAAUUUACUUUUGUAAUACAGUUAUAACUUGAACUAUAUAUUACUGGAACUUUUAAGCCCUUUACAUAGUUUUAUUGAUGAAUCUACCUGGUUAAUUAAUGGCACACUUUUUUUUGAAUUAUGUAAAUAUUGACCAUUAAUGGAAAAAAAUUACAGUGGAAGUAAUUCUGAUGGUAGUGCUAUGAAGUGGUUUAUUCACAUUGUGUUGGUCAUUAGGUUGUUUUUAGAUAUGGCAACAUGAUAUUUCACGUAAUAUAAAUUUCCAGUGACGUUCAGAUUAAGUGUGUUACAUUUGUUAAGUUAUGAGUAGUCAAAAUAAAUUUAGCUCACCUGGUGCUGACUGCUGUUUGUCUUACCAUUAGAAAUGCUUUCAUAAAAAGCUAUGUUAUGCUUUUAUAAAACUGUUCUUAAGACUGUUAAGUAUUCAGCUUUAAUCUAGUAAUAGAAUUUUAAGUGCAUUCAAGAAAGUUACCAAGUAUGACUUAAUAAUGAUAAUGAUGAAGUAUCAAUUCCAAAGAUAUAAGUCAUUGGAAAAAGGAUGAAUGUAUCCUGUUAUAUUGUUAUUGAAUUAAUUUCUUCAAAUUGAAGAAAUUUAUAUUUUUUUGUGUGCUGUAUACAUGAAAGAGCUUAGUCUAUUAACCUCAAAGAACAGGUUAUUCAUACCUUAAACUUUACUAAUUAAAAGGAAUUACUGUAUUGGA
Messenger RNA from Antechinus flavipes (yellow-footed antechinus), 3230 nucleotides. RefSeq names its product occludin (gene OCLN). Bases 164 to 1729 code for a protein of 521 amino acids. The record is from RefSeq and is a predicted model, not a curated record. Lineage: Eukaryota; Metazoa; Chordata; Mammalia; Dasyuromorphia; Dasyuridae. Gene Ontology annotation, biological process: bicellular tight junction assembly. The transcript is spliced from 9 exons. Gene Ontology annotation, cellular component: apical plasma membrane; bicellular tight junction; cytoplasmic vesicle.